Molecule: messenger RNA, 378 nt
Organism: Didymodactylos carnosus
Lineage: Eukaryota; Metazoa; Rotifera; Eurotatoria; Philodinida; Philodinidae
Source: the annotation of a GenBank genome assembly
AUGACACUUGAUCACGAUGACGAUGAAGAAUUCGGCGAUUUUCAAGAUGAAAGUGCUGAUUCGGAAGACGAAGAUGCUGAUCCUAGUUUUGAUGAGAUGGUUAAAGGUGAAAAGGGGUCGAUCAAAGCAAAUUUCAGUCUCGAUUACAUGAAGAAGAUUGUUGAAUAUUAUGAUGCGCGUGACUUGAACGGAAGGAGGAGACACACAUGGAAAUCUACACAACAUCGAUUCAAAUCUAUUCCUCAUCGACAACAUAUCGCUCGUUUUCGUCACUAUAUUGAUCAACAUGGUACAAAAACGGAGAAAAUACAGACUGUCGACGACUUUGUCUAUGAAAAAUUUGAAGAAGCGCGAGACAAUGCAUUAUUGUAUUGCUAA